UAUUUCCCUAUUCAGAUAUUCUACGCACAAUGCAGACUUCAGAGGACACAAGUGUGUAUGACAAAGUUGUGAAUGCUAUUUUUGAUGAAAAAACGUUAGCAACAAAAAGCCAUCACCAGAAUACUGGUAGAUUGGGAAUGGUUCACCAUGAUACUACUUCCAUCCAGUUCGCAGAUUUAGACACCGAACUUCGUGAUUUUGUUGCUGAGGUCUCCAGGGAAGUGUUCAAGAAGCAUUGUGCUAAGCAUCUCGAAAUAGUGCCUAUGCAUCUGCUAGAUGAUUGUACACAAUUCUCAAGGAAUACUGUCAAACUUCUGACUCACGGAGGGGAUAUGCUUGAACUUUGUCAUGAGCUGCGCCUACCUUUUGUUAAAUGGAUAGUAGUAAACCAGAAAUUUUCAUUUAAACGAUAUGAGAUAUCAUAUGUUUAUAGAAGAGCGAUUGGUCAUUCACCUCCAAAUCGUUAUCUUCAGGGUGAUUUUGACAUUAUUGGAGGUGCAUCAGCUUUGACAGAGGCAGAGGUUCUCAAGGUGACAGUGAACAUUGUUUCUCAAUUUUUUAACUCAGAGUUGUGUGAUAUUCAUCUUAAUCACGGGAAUCUGCUCGAGGCUAUCUGGAUUUGGGCAGGAGUCAAUGCAGAGCACCGACUGAAAGUGGCUGAGCUCCUCUCAAUGAUGGCUUGUUUGCGUCCACAAUCAUCUGAACGGAAGUUAAAGUGGGUUGUUAUAAGGCGUCAGCUUUUGCAGGAACUCAAUUUAGCAGAAGCUACUGUAAAUAGGUUGCAGACUGUUAGUUUAAGAUUCUGUGGAGCUGUAGACCAGGCCCUCCCUCGAUUGAGGGGAGCAUUGCCUGCAGAUAAACCUACCCGCAAAGCUCUUGAUGAGUUGUCAGACCUCUUUAGUUACUUGAGGAUAUGGAGGAUCGAAAAACAUGUUUAUAUAGACCCAUUGAUGCCACCAACUGAGAAUUAUCAUAGAGAUUUGUUUUUUCAGAUAUACCUGGGAAAGGAGAGCCAUCCUGGAGCACUUACUGAAGGUUCAUUGCUUGCUGUUGGUGGUCGAUAUGAUUAUCUACUUCAUCAAAUGUGGGAUUGUGAAAAUAAAACAAAUCCUCCAGGUGCUGUUGGAACCAGCCUUGCACUUGAGACUAUAAUCCAGCAUUCUCCUGAAGAUUUCAAGCCUAUUAGAAAUGAACCUACCACCAGCAUCCUUGUUUGUUCAAGAGGAGGUGGGGGUCUGUUAAGGGAACGCAUGGAACUUGUUGCUGAAUUGUGGGAGGAGAAUAUCAAGGCUGAACUUGUUCCUGUACCUGAUCCGAGCCUCACUGAGCAAUACGAAUUUGCAAGUGAACAUGAGAUAAAAUGUCUUGUUAUCAUAACCGAAAUGGGUGUAUCUCAAACUGGCUUUGUUAAGGUUCGUCAUCUUGAUCUUAAGAAGGGGAAGGAGGUUCAGAGAGAAGAUCUUGUAAGAUUUCUGUUGAAUGCAAUGGGGACACAAUUCCGUAACCCUUCAGUUUGGAGCCAGUAACGUCUACAUCAAAUAUGAGGUGUAUGAGUCAGAAUUCUUCUUUGUUGUCUCCUCUGGUGCCCAAUGAUGCAAACUGUGAAGAGUCUUUUGCAUGAAUCUGUCACCAAGUUUUUGCAGCUUUAAUUUUGUUCGAAUUACAUUACAUGUUACGUAAAUUUAUCCGAAACGAGUGUAAAUGCACAACACUCCCGGGUCUAUGUAUCAAACAGAAUACAAAAAAGAAGAAAAAAAAGUCAUCGGUGAUACAGCAAUCAACACAAACAUCAUAGUUUUUGGUUUGGCCAAGACUUCGAGCUAUG
Molecule: messenger RNA, 1825 nt
Organism: Hibiscus syriacus
Lineage: Eukaryota; Viridiplantae; Streptophyta; Magnoliopsida; Malvales; Malvaceae
Product: eIF-2-alpha kinase GCN2-like
Exons: 13
Coding region: 30-1526 (498 amino acids)
Biological process (GO): mitochondrial translation
Cellular component (GO): mitochondrion
Source: RefSeq, a predicted model, not a curated record